AUAAGCUUGAUUUAUGUAUGUACGAAAUAAUCACACGUCACGGCAUAAAUAGCGCUUAUGAUGUCACAAAUGAUUUUGAAUACAAUAAUAGCGUUCGAUAACAAAGCGCGCGUGAUUUGCAUGUGUACGGCGAGUAUUAGUUGUUUUUGAAUGGCGUGUUUUGGCGGAAAUUUGUUUGGCUUUUAUUUAAGGUAGCAUGGGUGGUGUUAGCAAGCAAGCUCAUAUUAGCCAGCCAGCUGCGUGCUCGGCGCCACAUUUGCUGCAGGAAUAAUGGCUAGUUACACGCAGUAGCAGAUAAUUAAUAUAUUUUAAAUCACAGUGCAAGUGUUAAGUGUGCAUUAUUUGCAUCGUGUUUUGAAGCCUUUGCUUGACAAAAGUUAGCAUGUUAGCGUGAAUGCUAACAUUUUCUUGAAGCACAAGUAUUGAGCGCUCGAGUGGUCCAGUGUGUGAUUUACUACAGGCAGGCUCCAGUGCAGGGUGGACUGACCUGUCAUGAAUGAGCCCAUUGAAGGCGGUGGAAUCUCGUUCGACGAGUAUGUGCGGCAAAAGGUGCGCACUGUACCUCAGCACCGCAUGAAAGAGUUUCUGGAGUCGCUGGCCACCAAAGGUACGGAGGUGCUGCAGGAGUUCAGUCAGCAGACCAGCGGCACCACCACGACUAUGGUGUACCAGCAGGGAGCCAACUGCAUCUAUACAGACAGCACAGAGGUGGCGGGGUCAUUGCUGGAGCUGGCAUGUCCUGUGCAGGUGACAUCUACUCAGAUUUCUCCCCAACUGGCUGCAGCUGUGCACCAAGCAUCUGAACAGCAGAUUCAAGUACAGGUGCAGAUUCAAGGGGAGCAGGGUCAAACAGUUGGUCAGGUACUUCAAGUGGCUUCUCCCACCCAACAGCAGUUACAUGGAGUCACUACAACACAGCUGAUACAACAGGGAGAGCUUACCGAGGAACAACAACAGCAGAUCCAGGCCCAGCUUGUAGCAGCAGUUGCUGGAGGUCAGCAGAUUCAGAUCCAGACUGUGGAGGCUCUGUCUCCUCAGCAGCAGGGCUCCCCCAGAGAGGCAGAAAGACGACUUGGAACCUCACCUGCUGUCCUCCAGCCUGCAAAGAAACGCAAGGUGGACGUCCCUACAGUUGUCUCCUACUCGCUGCCUCAAGGGCAGCAGCUAGCUACUGUACUGGCCAUCCCACAGGGCCAGCAGCAAGGUUACCUGUCACUUCGACCAGACCUGCUUACCGUUGAUAGCACUCACCUGUACAGUGCCACCGGUACCAUCACUGGCCCAGCAGGUGAGACCUGGACCAUACCUGUGUACUCUGCCCCACAGCAGCAAGGUGUGACCCACAUUGCGAUCCCUCAGGAGGCCUACAGCACUGUGCAGGUACAGGCCUCGCCUAACGCUCAAGAUAAAGACAAAGACAGGAUGAUGAUAUCUCAGGCUGCCGGGGCAGUGGGUGUUCCGGUGUCUGGAUCAGGAAUGACCACACAAGAGGAAGUUGUACAUUCACUUUUCCCUGCACAGUUUAUGAAUGGAAACAUUCACAUCCCUGUAGCAGUGCAGACAGUCGGGGGCACUUACUCCGGGACUACGCAAGCCCUGCACAUAUGGGAUCCUCAGCAUCAGCAGCAGCAUAUACAGGAUGGGGAGGCUCAGCAACAACAGCUCCACCUGCAGACAGAGGCAGAGCCACAGGUAGAAGAUCCACCUGAGAUGGUUCUCCCCAACACACUGAAGCCUGAGGAAGGAUUGGAUGUGUGGAAGCUUUGGGUUCAGCGCAAAAAUGCUGAGUUGGACAAGAAUGAACAAAAUAAACUUGCACCUAUUGGACGUCGGCAGCCGCUUCGUUUCCAGGAAGAUCUGGUGUCAAGUUCAGUGGGUGAGCUGAACUUGGCUCUGUCCCUGAUGAACCAAGAGGCUCGAGGGCUGGAGGGGGAGCCAUUUGAUCCCGACUCACUCUACUAUGUAUUUUUAUGUAUACAGAAAUACAUGUUUGAGAAUGGCAGGGUAGAUGACAUCUUUUCAGAUCAGUACUAUGGUCGGUUCUGUCAGUGUUUACACAAAAUUCUGGAGGAGUGGAGGCCCAGUGUUCACCCUCUUGGCUACAUUAUCCCAAGCCAUGUGACAGAGGAGAUGCUAUGGGAGUGUAAACAGUUGGGAGCUCAUUCUCCAUCCACUCUACUUACUACACUCAUGUACUUCAACACCAAGUACUUUCACUUGACCACAGUAGAGCAGCAUAUGAAAGUGGCCUUCUCCAAAGUGCUCAGACACACCAAGAAGAACCCUACCAAUCCUAAAGACAAGAGCACCAGCAUUCGCUACCUGAAAGGAGUUGGGCCUCACCAUAUUGGACAGAAAGUGACGGAUGACAUGUACGUAGAGCAAGCCGAAGACCCAGAGAACCCACUGCGUUGUCCCAUCAAGCUCUAUGACUUUUACCUUUUCAAAUGCCCUCAGACUGCCAAGGGUCGAAAUGACACGUAUUACCUGACGCCAGAACCUGUCGUGGCACCUAACAGCCCUAUUUGGUACUCCACUCAACCAAUCACGAGCGAGCAACUGGAGCACAUGCUCACACGCAUCAUGAUGGUGCGGGAAAUUCAGGAGAUAAUCUCCAUUGUGCAGGCCAAUGUACACUGAGAGAAAACUAGAGCAAGAUGGAAAGACCUUUCACCUUCAACACUCCAUCUUGCCAUCCUCUCCUUUCUCGAAGAGACUAAACCAAGUUGCUUCUGUGGUGUCUCCUAAUGAUUUAAAGGAGAGCACAGGAGAGGUUUUCAAUGAAAUGGACAUACAUACAUUUUUUUUUUUAGAUACAGAAAUUAGUUUUGUUUGUUCCACUUAAUGACCAUCAAAACGUAUUUGCCCAGAUCUCCCAUUUUGUGCAUUUUCUCUUUCUGCCAUGUAUGUUAUGCUCCAUCCCUUUCCCCACUGUCCUCUCUUUAAAGUGCUGAACUGUAAAGAUUGAAUGGUUUUAAUUUCACAAUUAAGCUCUAGUCAUUAUCAGCAGUGGGCUGGAAAACCAUGUGAUGGUUAUGUGUAUGCGUUUCAAGUCAUGGCCUCAUCCACCUGUAACAUCUACAUAAACCUAACAACCCUCGCUUACCCCCAGGAGCUUGCAAUAGCAGAGUCGACAUACCUGAGGAGUGUAUUAUACAUGAAGACCUUUUGUUUCUAUUUGUUUUUUUUUAUAUAUAUAUAUACAUGCAUCUAUGGUAACCUGAUACGUAUUGAUAUAUGGUGGUGCUGGAGAAGCUUGUGUUUUCAAACAUGCCUUUUUGUAC
Xyrauchen texanus (razorback sucker) is the source of this 3284-nucleotide messenger RNA. RefSeq names its product glutamine-rich 1 (gene qrich1). The transcript is spliced from 12 exons. Lineage: Eukaryota; Metazoa; Chordata; Actinopteri; Cypriniformes; Catostomidae. Bases 493 to 2640 code for a protein of 715 amino acids. The record is from RefSeq and is a predicted model, not a curated record.